AACACGCAGCAAUACCUGCGGCACUCCUCAAGAGAAGCUAGCUGAACCGAUUGAUUAAAUUUCCGUACCCGAAGUCAGAAAUCAGUAAAUGUCGACGAGUUGACACGAUUGCAAGCACCGAAACAAAUCGAGUAGAACCAAUUUCGAGAGAACCAACACAAACACAGUAGGAAGCAACGGAUUGAAUCGCACUCCCAAGAAGAAAAGCAGGCACAGGGAAACCAAUUUCCCGACGACAAGUGACGGUGAAAAGAACGGAACCAAAGUUCGAAAAUCUUGUGAAACAGAACAGCGAACACCAUAGUGAACGGAAGCAAAUUCAGAUUAUCUGCCAGAAAGGAAAAUUAUGCUUGAAUGGAAUUCUCCCGAAGCGGUGGUGAAGCCAAUGGUGUCACGGUAUGGAAGAAACGAGAUGGUAGUUAAUUAAUGGUUGAUUCAUACUAAUUAAAAAUUGUACGAAAGUGCUCUAAGAAUGGGAGGAGGAGAACGGUGCACGGUUAAAUAUUUGCGAAGGAAUGAUAAUUUUAAUUAAAAUUAAACUUGUGAUCAACAUAAACUGAUAAGAACGGUAUAAAUAUAUGUUCUACAAAAUUGUUAUCGGUGUGAAGACCAGAAGUUCGUCGCACAAAAACGACAUCGGCCUGAGCAAACAUAGAACGAAGUUCGCCCACAGGAAAAAGAAACUGUCUGUGAUAAUGUACGGGAAAUCGUUCUUUCUAAUUAAUAUUCUGGUAGCUUCCAUCAUGCUCGUACAUAGUCAGCAAGAUGAUGCGGGUGUGAAGGUUACAAAACUUUGCAAUUUCGAUAAACCUCUAAAAGAUCCAACAGAUGAAGCCGAUGGAAGGUUUUGUGACUGCGAUGUGGAAAACUCUCCUCCAUGGGGAAUCCCAGUCGUAAUAAUCGACUGUCAGGACCAUCAUCUGCAAAAUAACAUGUUUCAAGCGGAGAACCUAACACAAGGCACUGUGAAACUGGAUAUGGCUUACAACAAAUUUACUACAGUCCCUUACUUUGUGGGUGAUAAAUUAAAAUAUCUCAGCUUGCACGACAACGCGAUAACGGAACUAAAAGAUAAGAACUUUGCCAACAUCACCAGUCUACUGGAAUUAGAUUUAAGCGAAAACAAAAUUGACCUUAUCACCAGUGAUGCAUUCGUGGGUUUGACACUGUUGCAAAAACUAAAUCUUGCUGGCAACCGCAUCAAAAUGAUUCAAGUGAAUACGUUUUCAAUUUUCAUACAUUUAGAGCACCUGAUCCUAUCCGGUAACCCUUUGGGUGAGUUCUUCAACUCGUCGGAAAACGACAUUUUUCUGAAACUGGGCGUUACUCCACGACUUGCCACGAUCGAGCUGGCCGAAUGCAAUCUCGUCAAUAUUGACCUCACGAACGGAAUCGGUCUCGACAACAUAAACAUCCGCAUGAACCAAUUGCUGCAAAUUCAGCGGUUACCAAAAGCAGUUUCUCGUCUAGAUAUCAGCGACAAUCCCAUCCGUGUAAUGACUGCUAAAUUUCUACCACACUUGUUCAACCUGAAAACUCUAAUCAUGGAAGAUAUGCCGAACCUGUACAAGUUGGACGAAUACUCGUUGUUUGGAUUGCCAAGGCUAGCUCGUCUGAAUUUGCAAGGCUCUCGCAAUCUGACCAUCUUUGACCCACAUGCAUUCGGGAUAAAUGUUGUUCUCAAUGAAACUGACACUGUACUAGAAGAACUAAUUCUCAAAGGAACAGGAAUUCGAACGCUCAACUCAACUCUUCAGUUUGCUUUCGAGCAUGUCAAAACUUUGGAACUGGCCGGAACCCCACUGAACUGUGACUGUCAGCUCCGUUGGUUGAAGGAACUAAAUGUGACUACCGAUGGGACAACCUGUUUCAAACCUGCAUCCUUGCGAGGUAAACAAUUCAAUGAAAUCCAGAUCGGCCAACUUCAAUGUAGGGUAGAGAAAUCCUGGAUUUACACCGUGUUCAAUGUGAUGCUGGUGAUUCUUCUAAUCGUGCUGAUCAUCGUUGGUGCCUAUCUGGUUUAUAUAGCUAUAAGGCCUAGGCAGCAAGUACAACUGCGAAAAGUAGGUUCCAGCAGUCCCUACGCAAGAGUUACGAUAGAGCCAAACCGGGCGGAAAAUCUUGAUUGAGAUUUCGUUGUUUAAGUCGAAUUUAGAGUCAGAAACUGGACCAAGUAAUGAAGGAGAAAAACUCCGAAUGCCAUCAUUGGAUUAAGCCUAUUUAUGCAUUAAGGGCACUAGACCUUAUUUAAAUUAUGU
This is a messenger RNA of Topomyia yanbarensis, 2258 nucleotides long. Its product is annotated as leucine-rich repeat neuronal protein 3-like. Gene Ontology annotation, cellular component: extracellular matrix. Bases 579 to 2129 code for a protein of 516 amino acids. The record is from RefSeq and is a predicted model, not a curated record. Gene Ontology annotation, molecular function: protein binding. The transcript is spliced from 2 exons. NCBI's taxonomy places the organism in Eukaryota, Metazoa, Arthropoda, Insecta, Diptera, Culicidae.